AUGUUAGGAAUCGCCGGCAGCGGAGCCGGAGGCAGCAGCAGCAGAGGAGGACCCAGAGGCAGCGGAGCCGGCGGCAGUGGCAGCAGCGGCAGCGGCGCCCUCGACAGCAGUGGCAUCAGUGCCCUCGGCAGCAGCGCCCUCGACAGCAGCGGCAGCGGCGGAAGGGAUGCCAGUGGUAGCGGCAACAGCGGCAGUGGCGGAGGAACCGGUGGCAGUGGCAGCAGUAAAGGAGCCGGCAACGGCGGCAUGAGCAGCACCAGCGCCGGCAUUGCCAGAGGCAGCAGCGGGGGAGGAAGCACCAGUGGUAGCGGUGGGAGCGGGGGAAGCAGUGAUGGCGGGGACAGCGGCAGCAGAGCUGGCGGAAGUGGCAUGAGCGGCGGCAGCGGCAGCACCUGGGGAAGCAGCAGUCGCAGGAGCGACACCCUGCGGUGUGCAAAGGGACCAGGCGCCCACGAGGAGUGA
Messenger RNA from Cynocephalus volans (Philippine flying lemur), 462 nucleotides. RefSeq names its product sericin-1-like. The coding region runs from base 1 to 462 and encodes 153 amino acids. NCBI's taxonomy places the organism in Eukaryota, Metazoa, Chordata, Mammalia, Dermoptera, Cynocephalidae. The transcript has 2 exons. The record is from RefSeq and is a predicted model, not a curated record.